Molecule: messenger RNA, 2751 nt
Organism: Beta vulgaris subsp. vulgaris (sugar beet)
Lineage: Eukaryota; Viridiplantae; Streptophyta; Magnoliopsida; Caryophyllales; Amaranthaceae
Product: transcription factor GTE2
Exons: 3
Coding region: 336-2126 (596 amino acids)
Molecular function (GO): protein binding
Source: RefSeq, a predicted model, not a curated record
UCACUGAUUCCUCGCUCUCAUCAAGGGUAAACCCUAAAUCAUCAUCUUCUCCAGAUUUCCGAUUUUCUCUCUCCUCUCCCAAAAUCAAAAUCAAAAACAAAAAAUCCCUAAAAAAUCAUCUUCGCCGGAAAAGUUUGAUUCAAUUUGGAGUUUCGCCGGAAAUUUUCGAUUUAAUUUGGAGUUUCGCCGGGAAUUUUUCGAUUAUUUUGAGUUUUUCCGGUGAUUGUGGAAUGAACAAAUGUUAUGUUGGGUGGAAGAGAAGAGAGAGAUGAAGACGCAUUGUUGAUCGGAAAAUAUCGAACAUCGGGAAAAUCGCCGGAGAUUCGCCGGAGAUUAUGGCGUCGGCGGUGUUAGUUAGCAGAAAUGAAACGAGUAAUUUUCUCUCACCAAAUCAUCAUCAUCAACCACCAAGAACAACAACGACGACUAAUUACAUGGGAAAAAUCCCUUAUCUUAACCCUAACCCUAACCCUAAUUUCACCAACAAUCACACCAACAACAACAACUUUUCUAGGAAGCAAUUAAACCAUCAAAACGGCGACGAAUUUGUUAAUCCUUCAACGGUUUCCGAUGAUUCGGCGUCGUUUAGUCAUCGGAAAAUCGACGAUGUUUCUCUCUCUCAUUACGUUAGUUACGAUAUUUCAGGUUAUUCUAAGUCGGAGAUUCGUUUGUUGAAGACUCGAUUAAUGUCGGAGCUCGACAAAGUUCGUUCUCUUACUAAUCGAAUUGACUCGAUUAACAACGUUGUCAAGAAACGUCCAUUGCCGUUUCAACAACCGCAGCCGAAACGCGGAAAACACCACCAACAACAACAGCAGCAAUUAUCGUAUGUGGCGAGUCCGCAGGUGAUGAAAUUGUGCACGCAAGUUCUUUCAAAGGUGAUGAAGCAGAAAGCUGGGUAUGUUUUUAAUGAACCUGUUGAUGUUGUUGCAAUGGGAUUACAUGAUUAUCAUCAAAUUGUUAAACGUCCUAUGGAUCUUGGAACAAUUAGAAGGAAUUUAGGGGCGAAAGUUUAUCCUACACCUGAUGAAUUUUCAGCUGAUGUUCGAUUGACUUUUAACAAUGCGUUAUUGUAUAACCCUAAAGGUCAUGAAGUUCAUACAUUGGCUGAGAGAUUUUUGGGGAAAUUUGAAGAGUAUUUUCGGCCUGUUUAUCAUAAGUUUCAGCUGGAGAAGCAGCAUUUUUUGAGGCAGCAGAAGGUUGAAAUUCGGCCAAAAGAAGAUGCUGUUGUUGUUCUUGAUGAAGUUCAAGGGAGUUCUUGGAGUAAAAACCCUUCUCCUGAACCUCCUAAGAUUGAAAUUCCUCCGAAAAAGCCAGAGUUUCGGCCCGAACCCAGGGUUGAACCGCCUCCACAAAGAGUUGUGGAGAGGGUUGUGGAACCUGUUGUGGCGGCACCGGUGCCUGUACCUGUACCUGUACCUGAACCAGUCCAAGCUCCUUCCUUGGAAGUUACAAGAGGUGGGUCAAUGGGGGUUGGGAGAGGGCCGAGUGGCAAGUUGCCAAAGCCGAAAGCAAAGGAUCCGAAUAAGAGAGAGAUGAGUAUGGAAGAGAAGCAUAAGUUGGGAGCAGGGUUGCAGAGUUUACCAGACGAGAAGAUGGCACAAGUAAUACAGAUAAUUCGGAAGAGGAAUGGGCAUUUAACACAAGAUGGGGAUGAAAUUGAGCUCGAUAUUGAAGCUGUUGAUACAGAGACGCUUUGGGAGCUUGAUAGGUUUGUGACUAAUUACAAGAAGAUGGUCAGUAAGAUGAGGAGGCAAGCUUUGAUGGAUAUGCAAAACAACAAUGUGGGUCGUCAUAAUGAUUCUAAUCAGGUUGGUGUUAGUGAGAGGGUGAUGGAAACGACUAAGGCGGUGAAGAGAGGUGGAGGGGAUAUGGGGGAUGAAGAUGUGGACAUUGGAGAUGAAAUGCCAGUUCACAAUUUCCCUCCAGUAGAGAUUGAUAAAGAUGAUGACAGAAAUCAAGGUGGUGGUGGCGGUGGUGCAAGUAGUAGUUCGAGUAGUUCAAGUAGUUCAGGCAGUGAUUCUUCCUCUUCUAGUGAUUCUGAUUCAGGGAGUUCUUCUGGCAGUGAUUCGGAUGUUGAAGAUGCCCAAUCACGCGACAACGAAUCAAAGAACAUUCCCCAUUGAUCAAUUAGGGUGUUCUUAGAUUGUUGAGAUGAAUGGGCUAUUGGGAUAGGUCCUUCUUGAGCUAAAAUUGCAACAUUGUUGUUUGGUAAAACAAGCACUUGUUUUCAAAGAUGUUUCUUUUGUGUGUUGCUGUUGAAACCCACCAAUGGGAUUUGAAAUAUAUAACUGGUUGCUUAGUUUAGACUCAGGAUAAAGACUCAUUUGUACAGAUGAAGAGAAUUAUGAGUAGUUGUUUUGGUUCUUAUUGGUGGGUCUCAACUCUCACAUCUUAUGUUGGUGGGUGCUUGUGAAAGAACAGAAGAAGAUCUCAUGGGUUUUCCUUUUUACCCAAGAAAAGAAUUGAAAAGAGGAAGAAGAAGAAGCUUCACAAAUGUAAUGUAAAGAAAAACAGAGAGAAGAUGAUGUAGGGUAGGGCAGGUUUUUUUAGAUCAGUGAAGUUUAAAAAGAGGAUGAUGUUUUGAGGAGGUUUAGGUAAAAAUGAAGGUAGAAGAAGUUGGUUCUUUUUUUAUAUAUUUGUUUGAUUUGAGAGGAAGUUUUUUAUUUUUAGGAAGGAGAAAGUUGGGAUACUUUUGUACACAUGACAACACCUUUUGCUUAAAUACAAUGAGAAGAUUUAUAAUCUAAA